Molecule: messenger RNA, 4568 nt
Organism: Pygocentrus nattereri (red-bellied piranha)
Lineage: Eukaryota; Metazoa; Chordata; Actinopteri; Characiformes; Serrasalmidae
Product: probable N-acetyltransferase camello
Exons: 2
Coding region: 81-752 (223 amino acids)
Molecular function (GO): N-acetyltransferase activity
Source: RefSeq, a predicted model, not a curated record
CUUCCUUCUGCUCAGCUCCUCUAAAGUUGCAGCGAGCUAGGUUAGCAAAUCCGUGAAGGACCCGAUUAUCGCUGAGGGCCAUGGCUGAAGUGCAGAUUCGUCGCUAUGAGGAUGAGGAUGAAGAGGAUGUAAAGGACCUCUUCACGCUGGGAAUGAGUGAGCACGUCCCGUCCUCCUGCCUGCAUGUGCUGAAGCAGCCACAUGUCCAGAUGCUGCUUGCAUGUGUGUUCUGCGCUCUGCUGGCCAGCUCCAAGUCUUUCCUGCUGCCCAUACUGGCAGUUACUCUCCUCCUGGCUGCAGGCCGGCAGGGAGUCAACUAUGUGUUCUCCCGUUACAUCCAGACUUCCCUGAGCUUGGACCUCAAAAACAUACGCCAGUCCUACCUGGAGAAGCCCAACUCCUGCUUCUGGGUGGCUGAGAGCCAGGGUCGGGUGGUGGGCAUGGUGGCGUGCCUCCCUGCGGAAAAGAGCAAGGGCUGUCUGGAGCUCAAGCGGAUGUCUGUAAAGCACUUUCACAGGGGUCAGGGCAUUGCCAAAGCACUGUGCCUCACUGUUUCAGACUUUGCCCGAGAGCAGGGCUAUCCAGCUGUGGUUCUGUACACCUCGAUUGUCCAAAUAGCUGCUCAGAAGCUCUAUGAGCAUGUGGGCUACAAGAAGGUCAGAGAGUUUGUCGUUCCAGAACUCAUUGCAAAGAUUAUGAACUUCACAUUGAUUGAGUACAGGCUUGACUUGCAGCCUUGCCAGGAAAACUGAGUUUUUUCUAAAGAAAAUUAGCUCUGUCUACUCAUUUUACUUGAUUUAUUACGUAAUUGUAUACCUUAGUAUGUAAGAUGCAGCGAAGCGAACAGUUACUGUUUAAGCUGUGUAGUAAAGUAUUUUGUUUUGAAGGUGAAGAGAUGAGGAUUAGCCAAAAGUAACAUUCAAUUCAUUCAUUCACCAAAUUAAGUAGAAUUUUCUUCUCAAAACCCACUCAUGCAGUUUUCAAGAAGAUUCUUACAUUCACCAGUGUUUUCUUAUUUGGGAUUUGGUCUUAGAUAAGAAGAUAAUCUCUGCAAAUUGCAGAGCACAAAGGUGUGAACAGUGUUGCGGUUAAAGAACACGUCAUGAAUCUGAUGUAAACCUUUUCUUCAAACUUUAUUCAAGAACAAACAUAAGAAAAAAAAUAGGGAAGAUAUUGGUGAGUGAGGCCCGGUGUGUUACCUCCAUUUUUCAUCUCUGCCAGCAUAUAUUUAAAUUUUUACGGCAUUUGGCUGACGCUCUUAUCCAGAGCUACUUACAAUUUGAUCAUUUUUACACAGGUAGACAGAGGUAGUGUUAGGAGUCUUGCCCAAGAACUCUUAUUGGUAUAGUGUAGGGUGUUUGCCAAGGUGGGAAUUUAACCCCAGUUUAUAGUGUAGAAGGCAAAGGUGUUACCCACUACACUAUACCAACCAUAUAUUGCUACAAGUAAUCUUGAUAAAUAAUUAAUCUCCAAAAAAAGUGAAAAAUAAUAUAAUUAUAGAGAUUGUACAUAGAGAUUACCACAUUACCAUGUAAUAAUUAUGUCUUUUUUGUCUUUUUAUUCAGUCUGUGUGCCAUGGGUCAGGUUAAUUGUUUUUGUAUGGAAAGACUUGAGGGUCCAUAGAGCUGUUUCUCUCAACCCUGCAGGCCCUGCACAUUUUAUUGAUUUGCUUUCUUCAACACACCUGACUUAACAAAUCAGCUAAUCAUCAAGCAGUUACAGCAGGGACAUGCAAAAUUGUGCAUCUCUAACUCUGAGAACCUCUGCCGUAGAGUGUUUUCUGUAGUCCCACAGACCAGCUGCUGGUGAUUGUUUUUGAUUCUCUUUAGUAAGAGCCUCUUUAAGCCUGCUGGUGAGUUUGUAUCCACUGGCCAAUGGCUGCAUAAUGUAAGGGAACAUUUUAUUUGAUCAUGUCAUGUAUGUUAUUAAAAAAAGAUAUCAAAUUAUAAUAACACUUUUCUGCACUGCUUUUUGUUGCAGUUGCUGUGUGGGAAUGUGAUAUACUGGUUGCAAAGACAGAAACAAUGCUGGGUUCAGGCUGCAACUUUUGUUUAGUCCCAAAAUCGGUCCUGCUGAAUGCUCUGAUCCAAGCUUGCUUCUCUUCAUUUCCAUUAACAAGAAUCUGAAUUAAGAAUAAUUAUCACUUGUAAUUUUCGUCUGGCUACAGCAGCUGAAUUUGUUUUUCCAGUGCAACCGAGCCACCUUACUUGCUUAACUGAACCUUUUUGAAUAUAUAGCGUAAUAUAGCAAGCUAGCAUAGGUACGUCGCAUUGGCAAAAAACUGGCUAGCGUUGCUUACUGAGUUAAUGAUUCCUUAAUUAUUGACAGUUCAUACACAAUAUGUCUUGCCACAACCUCUGCAUAUUUUGGAGCAUGUGUGUGAGGGAGUUGCAGAGUGGUGGCCUCAUGUCAGAGAGGCCUCAUGCUGUGGUUCUGCGCACAUGACUCUGUAAAGAAUGAUGUCCUCAGCCAUCUAGGUGUCUAAUGGGUGUUUGAACAGUACACUCGUGAAAAUUUCUGGGUUUACAAACAGACGAAAAAGGUUUUCCAGUGCAGUAAUACACAUUUUGUGUAAAUAUAUUUGUGUAAAUAUAACUGUAACAUUAAUCCUACCAGUACCAGCACCUCCCGCGACCCAGACAUUAGACUAGCUAGCUAAUGUAGCUAGCUAACUUGUUAGAUGGCUGGCUAAUUUUAUCCCAAACUGGGUUUUCUUCUGCUCAAGCUUAGAUUAUCUAGUGAGAACUGCCGUUGACGAAUAUCUUCUGGGUUGAUUAGAUGCUACCGGGUACUACCAAAAGAGUUCAGAAUGAAUAGAAACAUACAGAUCUUUUGUGUCAUAUUGUAAUUUGGAAAUGGUUAAUCCUUUUUAUUCAGGCCAAUGCACUCAAUUUCAAAAGAACAAAAUAUUUAACCACUGCUUUUGUGUUUCUGAAUGUGUUUUGACUCAGUUGUAGGACUUUCUAACAGUGCCUUGUACUUUCUUGACACCAUUGAGUUUAAAUGAGCUGAUCAUCUUACUAAUCAGUACCCAGUAGCAUAGUUUCUGUACAAAAAUGUUCUCAUUGAUAAUUUGAGAUAUUUUUGUAAUUUUUAAAGAAAUUCCUGUGUGAAAGACUAAAAAUGUGCACAUUUUUGCCAUUUAGCUACAUUAAUCCAUUUGGACAUUUUUAGUUAUGUUGUUAUUCUGUAGUUGAUGCCAUGCCUAUAUUAGAAACUCUGGGUCUAACCUGGUAUUCUCUAUGACAAAAAUGAAUGGCGUUUUCAAAAAUCAUCACUGUAUUUCUAACAGUGCAAAAUUAACAGCAGAUCCAUUAACAAUAACCGUAAGCAUAGACACACAGAAAGCAGGCUCAGAAUACAGUAUAACCAACAGAGACUUCUCAAGGUUCUAGGCCAGUGGCCUCCAACCCUGCUCCUGGAGAUGAUUGAUUUCCUAAGUCCUUGAAUAACUGAAAGAGAUGUGUUAGAUUUGGGUUGAAGGGGAAACAUGCAAGAUGGUAGAUCUCCAGCAGGAGGGUUGAUAACCACUGCUCUAGGCCAAGCAAAAGCAGUAAAUCAGGCCCACCAAUAGCCAUUUUAAUCCAUAAACUAAAUUGCCUAAAUUAGCUGGCUAGGCAAUUGUAAGAGCUAAAAUAACGUUUGGGUACUAACAAAAAUAAAUAGGCGUGGUCAUUGAAAUCUUUUUGUACAGUAUUUUCAGCCAGAUUGCAUAUGUAAACUGAUCGUUUUGGUACUGCCUGUAUUCCACACGAAUAAAAUUAGCAGGAAGCAAUACCAGGAUUAGAUAUGCAUCAGUUGUCACCAACCAAACCCCAUUAAAGAUGAAUUCUGAUGCCAGACGUAAAAGACCAUAACGAUAAUGAACACUUAUUCUGCAAUACAUGAAAACAUUCCGUCCAGAACAACUUGUUCCCUUUUGUUUGUAAGAUUAUCGUACACAGAGCAGAAGCACCCCUCCCUUGGACAGUUCCUGUGGUCCGUGAGUGCAGGUGUUUCUGUCAGCUUAGCACUUUAUGACUGUUAGACUAGUUAUUGGGUCCACCCUGUUUGCUUGUAAGCAACAGGGCAGGGCGUGUUUGUAUAAAAGAAGGAGUGCCCUUCUUUCUGUGUGCAGAAGACUUAAUAAACUCUUUGAUUUCUGUCUUCCUGCACCGAGCAUGCUCGCUGAGACUGAGAGAUUUUACUGGACAGGUGGUAGCCGCUCUCUGGUUCCUCUUCCACGAUCGGACCCGAAUCGGUCGGUCCUUAUCACUACACAACACAAAAAUGUUCUUGCGAUGGAUCUGGCAACAAUGUGCAUUUCCUUUUAACCUUCCUAAUUUCAAUAUUGAUAUGAUAUUCUAAUGUACAUAAAUGAUGUGGGCUGGUAUAAACAGGUCACAGAAGAUGCUAUAACACAUUUCAUCUCUGCCUAUCUUUAAUAAGUGAUGUGAUUCUUAGCAUUUCAUAAUCUCUUUGGACAUUAUCAAAAAGGAAAUAAAAUAAAGUUUUAGACUAACAUAAAAAUAGAUGGAUGAUACACAAAUGGGAAAUUGGGAAAUAUACUGGCGACCUGUCCAGGGUGU